ACGGCGUUGUUUUGUCCCAUGUGAGGACUGGCUUCCAGGUGGAUGAUGUGUUCUCGUACUCCACGGUCUGCAGCCUGUUACACUGUGCUCCAUCCACGCUCUUGGCGCGCAAUCGGUGCUGGUCACAAAUGAACUCUGGUGACGAAACACGCGCCGUAAGGUUCGCGUGUGAGACCAUCACCAGUGGAUUCCGGGGCCACUGUGGUUUCCCGGCCCCGUCUAUCCCCAAGAUCCGGCUUCCUCUCCUCGUCCAUGCCAUUAUUGCCAUGGCCCAGGAUCGUCUUCCCCCGCAACCCGUUUCCUCUCCUCUGGUUCUUGCUCACCACCAUCUCGUUGACCAUCAUUUUCGCCCACCCUCGCACGAACCAUCGCUUCACCAACCAAGUUAACUAUACUCCUAACAUAAGUAGCAACUUGAACUCCAAGCCCAGCAUGGACACCCUCACCCUCACUCGCGGCCUGCACGUCGCCCAGCAAGAGCACUUUGUGCACGACGUGCCGGGCACCUACCCGCGCCUCUGCCGCCUCGUCGACGGCUCCAUCCUCGCAGGCUUCACCACCUUUGCGCCCGACGGCCAGACGCGCGUGCUCGCGGUCGCCCGCAGCGUCGACGACGCCAGGACCUUCGAGCCCCACGGCGAGGUCGCCCGCUCCCCAGGCGACUGCGACAAUCUCUUCCUCCUGCAACUCCCUCCUCCUCCUCCUCCCUCCUUCCUAGAGAACGGCGAAAUUGCUGAGACCGAGACCGAUCCGCCCGUACCCGUGGUCCUCGCCGCCUUCCGAAACCACGACCUCGACGACCAAGGAAACCCGACCUGGUUUCGAAUUACUGUGUGCCAGUCCCGCGACGGCGGUCGCUCCUGGUCUUUUCUCUCGCAAGCCUUUGAGAAACCCGCCCCCUUUGGUCUGUGGGAGCCGUUCCUCCGCCUGGGCCGCCGCGGUGGCGUCGAGGAAGUGCAGCUGUACUUUUCGCAGGAGAUGGACACGGACGACCAAGACACCAUGGUCGUCCGCAGCACUGACGGCGGGAGGACGUGGUCGAGCCCAUCGUGCGUGACGGGCAGAGGGGAGAGGUUGAGGGAUGGCAUGGUCGGGGUGGCGGAGACGGAGAUUGCGGUUCGGGCCAGAACGCUGGUCAUGGUGUUGGAGACGACGCGGCGGGGCCCGGGAACGUACUCGAUUGAGGCGAUUCUGUCGUUUGACGGCGGGGAGAACUUUGUGCAGCGGCAGGUGGUGUAUGAGCCGGCAACGGGAAGGAACGCCGGGGCGCCGCAGAUCGCUGCGUUGAAUGACGGGUUGACCGUGGCGAUUGUGUUUAUGACUGAUGAGGAUAUGGAGGAGGGCGAGGCCACGGCGUGGCCGCAGGGUGCGAAGAUCAAGGCCAUGUAUGGAUCGCUGCGGAAGGAUGGGCUUCUCGUCCUCGGCGCGCCCGUGGUCGUUGGGGAGAGCGCGAGCUCGUGGCCCGGGAUUAUGGCCUUAUCUGGCAACUCGGCCCUGGCGGUGUUCGAGUCAUCGAGGAGCAUCAGGGGUCGUCUGCUGAUGAGUCCGGGCAAUCAUGCCAACUGAAGGGGGCUAUCAAGUUGCAAGAAGGGCAGACACGACUGACGAGGCUGAGCAGAUCCACAAGACUUUGAGGUCAUGGCAACAGGGACACCUUGCUGGACUUGUUGAUGUUGAUUCUGCAAGAAGCGAUAGGCAUC
Parathielavia appendiculata is the source of this 1700-nucleotide messenger RNA. RefSeq names its product glycoside hydrolase family 93 protein. The record is from RefSeq and is a predicted model, not a curated record. The transcript is spliced from 3 exons. The coding region runs from base 253 to 1566 and encodes 437 amino acids. NCBI's taxonomy places the organism in Eukaryota, Fungi, Ascomycota, Sordariomycetes, Sordariales, Chaetomiaceae.